Aspergillus welwitschiae is the source of this 248-nucleotide messenger RNA. RefSeq lists its product as uncharacterized. The transcript has a single exon. The record is from RefSeq and is a predicted model, not a curated record. The coding region runs from base 19 to 246 and encodes 75 amino acids. Lineage: Eukaryota; Fungi; Ascomycota; Eurotiomycetes; Eurotiales; Aspergillaceae.
CUAAGUAGUAACAUCGUUAUGAGGUUGGUGAGUUCUAAUUGCUCCCUGGUGCCUUCACCGGCAGUGGGUGUGUUAGUAGGUUCCGCCUGCGCGGGGUAUGAACCAGGCGGAAUACCAAUCAUCACCCGUCCAUCUGCCCACCCAAGACUGGUGGGCUGGAGCAGCAUCCUUCCGAGAUUGGAGCCUUGCAUUUUCUCACGUCCCCUUCUCCCCUCCCUCACGCCUGGCCUUCCUAUCAAGAACUAGCU